AUGCCUAAGAACCCGCUCAAGAACUUUGCCCGUCGCAAGUCCUCCGGAAACAUCCUCGACCUUCCUUCAGAAUCCACCACGUCAACCGCGCCGGCCUCUUCCAGCUUCCGUGUCAUCGAAAGACCCGACAAGGUAGCUACGACAGUCAACGGCGGACGGCCUGGAGGUCCUGUGAAACGGACAAGUGGCGGGCGACCGGGAUCGAGCAUCCUCUUGAACAGGAAGUCGGGCAAGUCGCAGGAGGACUUGCUAGCAAGCGCGAACAGGUCGGUCCCCGAAAAGAGCCAGAGUCGGCCACACACAGUCUACGGGGCGCUAAAAUUGGGCAGGGGCAGUGGCGGAACAGCCCUCUCGGGUUCUUCGGGCUACUUUGACAAUUCGUCUUCCUCUGCACGCUACAGCUCUUCGUCCACUCUUCCCUCUUCCAUCGAGGCAGAACACGAAGCAGAGAACGAGGACCUUUUCCCUCGAAAGACGGCUGCCAACGGCAACAGUAAUCUCAGCAGCAACCGAUCCUCGGCCGCAUCCAACGCGGUUCCCGAGCCACCGUCGUUUUCCGCCCGCGCAGGUAGGGCUAUGUCCUUUGGUUUGAGAAGCAAGCAGAACACCAGCCCCGGCACCAUGACUGCUGCAACGGCCCACAUGCCUGACCUCCCCGAGAACAGCUUUAUUCGUGACCGUGCCACAACCAUGAGCAGCAACGCAAGCACCGCUGUACCGCCGAGGAUCGACGCUAGCCUAGGCUCCAUGUCUGACUUUGGCAGCGACUUUGGCAUGAACAUGUUUGAGGGAUUGAGCUCACCGAGGCAAGCCAAGAGCAACAUGGCAGCCCCGCAGCCUGCGCACGACAACUAUGGUAGAUCGGUACGUCGACAACAAUCGCCAGGCUUCAACAACUACAACAACGCUUACCAACAACGUCCUUACCAACAGGCAUCCCAGCCCCUACCUACUCCAUCGGCUCCUCGCCAUGAACCCACUCCUUUACGAGAGCCCGAGGCGGAGGCCGAGACCGAGCCCGAGACUCGUCACAGGCCUGCCAACUUGUCUGCUGCCGCAGCAAAUCGUUACUCAUGGGCAAGCAGAACCUCCAACGAUGGAUUGAUGUCCCCAGCCUUGGGCUCUGAUAUUUCCUCGCCUCCGCUUAAUCCUCCCUCAACCUUCGCUCGUUUCAGACCUGGAUAUCAGCCCGUGCCCGAUCGCUAUGGCUCUCCCGCGAAUGAGCCCGAACACGAACGAUCGAACAGCUAUUCUAGCGAGGACGAUGUUUCACAACCCAUCUCGCGGACAAAAUCACCCCUCGUCGAAUCAUACACAGCUCCCACCUCCCCACAGAAAGCCACCCCGGCCCCCAGAAAUCCCACCAUCUCCACAGUCGGUGGGGACGAAGCAGGCGAGUCUCAACACACAACUCCUCGCGCCAACAACCUACGACCCACAAGCAACACCUCGGACGGCCUGUACGAUCACUCUCCCAAUGGCCCGACAAGCCGUGCUGUGCAUCCUGCAGCUGCUCCGAUCGCCCCAAGAGCCCAGUCUGGUCAGCUUUCACCCACCAAGAGAAUGACGAGGAAGGAGUUCGAGGCUCAGCGUAGAGUGGUCAGCCCUGAUGAGAGUGAAGAGUCUGAAGAUUCCGAGGACGAAGGCUAUGAUGACGAUGAUGAGGCAGAGCGUCAAGCAGAGCUCGCUCGUCAAAGGCGCAAGCAAGAAGCCAACAUGUCUGUCUACAGACAGCAGAUGAAGAAGGUUGCAGGAGGAAACCCCUCCGAGCUCCCCUCGCAGACCAGUCGUCCCAGCCUGGACCGCGCCUCGUACAGCGCACCUGGGCUUACCAGGGACUUCUCCAGCGCUAGUCUUGGCGCAGAGGUAGACGAGGAAGAUGACGAGGUCCCUCUGGGUAUUUUGCAAGCCCACGGGUUCCCUGGCAAGAACCGUCCCCCGACUCGCCUUGGAAGCGCCCCUCCGACUCCCGGAGGUGCUGGUUCGGUCGUCAAUAACGGUAUGGGAGGUGGUAGUCUUCCUGUAUUUGCUCGCAAUCUUCCCGCGGAUCCCUACUUUGGGGCUGGUUUAGUCAACCCUAUCAACCGAGAGUCGCUCGCUUUCGGCUCUGGUGGUUCAGUAUAUGGCGGAGCGUCUCCUUCCAUGUACCAACUGCCUCAGAUGCCUCAAAUGCCCCCUCAACAGAUGCCCGGCAUGCCUCAGGCUGGUGGUGGUCUUGUUGGCGUUAUCGCCGGCGAGGAGCGCGCUCGCGCCGCCAGACGUGUUAAUCACAAUGGAGGCACUCCCUUCAACGCGAAUGGUCUCCCUCUUCCUGGAAACAUGAACAUGCCCCAGAUGCCUCAGAUGCCACGAUCAAACUCGAUGAUGAGCAUGGCUGGGCCGCAGAUGGGCCCGCAAAUGGGUAUGGGCGGUUUCAUGCCGCAGAUGCCUCAGAUGAUGGGAGGCGAUCAAAACGCUCAGCAAAUGAUGCAGCUCAUGUUCCAGCAAACUCAGAUGAUGCAACAGAUGAUGGCAAUGCAAGGUGGUCAGAUGCCUCAAAUGCCGCAGAUGCCUCAGAUAAAUUCUCCCCAGAUGCAGAAUGGGUUCCCUAACAUGUUGCCUAAUGGCAUGCAGAGACCCAUGUCCAUGGGCGGCCCGAACGGUCAGCAACCUGGCAUGCUUGGUCCUCAAGGCUCUAUGCACCAGCAACAAAGGUCUAGCACGAUGACAAACCUCCAGCCACCAGGCUACGCUGGAUCGAUGUACGACUAUAGUCUGAGCGCACCUCGUGGAGGUUAUACUCCAUCCAUCGCACCGAGCGAGCGUAGCAACGUCGGAAUGCCAUCGCGUUACCGUCCCGUGACUAUGGAAGGCUCCAACAGCCGUACUGCAAGUAUGACCUCGCAGUCUGGUAUCCAGAACUUCGCCAACAAGAACGCAUCUGGUUCUUUCCUGAACCCCAACAACAUCCCUGCAGCCAACGGUAGUAACGUGCCGCGCACCACCAUCAAGGUCAUCGACAAGCCCAAGGGCUCACCGAGAUCACCUCAAAUGAGACCUGACGAAGAAGACGAUGAUGAAGGCUGGGCACAAUUGCGCAAGAAGAGAGAAGAACGCAGAAAGCGCGGCACCGCUGGAAAAUCUCAGGAACAGACCCUUAAGGAGCUGUACAGCGGCUUCAACUAG
Messenger RNA from Aureobasidium subglaciale EXF-2481, 3165 nucleotides. RefSeq lists its product as uncharacterized. The record is from RefSeq and is a predicted model, not a curated record. NCBI's taxonomy places the organism in Eukaryota, Fungi, Ascomycota, Dothideomycetes, Dothideales, Saccotheciaceae. The transcript has a single exon. The coding region runs from base 1 to 3165 and encodes 1054 amino acids.